AUGGCCACGCGAACCAACGGCACAGUGUCCAAAGCCACCGACGGCGGCGACUUGCUCGCCCUCGCCGAUGACGUUGUCCGGCAGACCCAGGCAAUCGCACAGUACCUGCAGGAAACCAAGCAUGCCCAGCCGACGUUUGCACCCGACUGCGUUGGCCGCCCGGAGACUCUCGAGUAUGCGAAGCUGCACAGUGACCUGAAACGGUCCCUGGAAGAUCUCCAGUAUCUCGUCGAGGGCCCAAAGAGGCACUUCCGCGCUCUCUGCUGCCAGGGAUAUGAGCUUGCAGCCAUCCAGGUGGCGCUCGACUUCGGCUUCUUCACUAUCGUCCCUGCCGAGGGGCAGAUCUCCCUAGAAGAGCUGGCCGAGAAAGCGGGCAUGGACUUGGACAGAACGCGCCGCAUCGUUCGUCUCCUGGCUACCGAGUUCAUCUUCCGCGAACCUACACCUGGAUAUGUUGCGCACAAUCCCAGCUCGUACCUCCUGCAUACGGAUGAGGAGGUCCGUGCCACGCUGCACUACACAGUCGAUGAGAUGCUUCAGGCGGCAUCGGCCACAGCCGAGAAUGUCAGGGCGGCACCACAUGAGUACGACAGCGCUGUCACUCCCUUCACGACACGCCAUGGCCUUCCCAUCUUCAACUACUAUGAAAAAGACCCUAAGCGUUCGAUUCGAUUCGCCAAGGCCAUGGCUGGAUGGGCUAAAUUGAAUUUGAACAUCAACGCAUUGAAGGAGGCGUUUCCCUGGGGAAAACUCAAGGGCACAGUGGUGGACGUCGGCGGUGGCAGCGGGAAAGUCUCCAUAACGCUGGCCCAGCACUUCCCUGACCUUAACUUCGUCGUGCAAGAUUCGGCAGAUAUGCAUGCAGCAGGCCAGUCGCUGCUCACCGACGAUAUCCGCGGUCGCGUCUCCUUUAUGCAGCACAGUUUCUUCGAGCCGCAGCCGAUAGGCGACGCUGCGGCGUUCAUUCUGCGCGCCUGUGCGCUGAACUGGUGCGACCGCGAUGUCGUUAGAAUGUUCCGUGCCCUGGUUCCGGGACUCGAACGUUCCAAACCCACCACGCCGCUGCUCAUCAACGACCUUGUCGUCCCGGUGCAGGGUACGCUGACACGCGACUUCGAGCGGGGCCUGCGUCAGAUCGACCUUAUCAUGCUAGUGGGCUUCGGUGGUAAGCUACGCACUGCAGCUGAAUUUGGUGCUCUUCUGAAGGAAGCGGACGAGCGGUAUGAAAUCCGCAACUUCCGCCCUGAGGGACUUAUGGGUUUGCUGGAAGUGUACCUGCGGCGGUGA
Molecule: messenger RNA, 1287 nt
Organism: Trematosphaeria pertusa
Lineage: Eukaryota; Fungi; Ascomycota; Dothideomycetes; Pleosporales; Trematosphaeriaceae
Product: S-adenosyl-L-methionine-dependent methyltransferase
Exons: 4
Coding region: 1-1287 (428 amino acids)
Molecular function (GO): O-methyltransferase activity
Source: RefSeq, a predicted model, not a curated record